AUGGCCGUUCCCGCACGAAUUUUAAGCCGAUACCUGAGCGAAAGUGGUAUAAAAGCCGGCCAAAGUGUACGUUUCAAUAGCUACGAAUCGACGAGAUGGAACCUGAAAAUGAACGCAAAUACCAAAGUGAUAUGUCAAGGUUUCACUGGUAAACAGGGAACGUUCCACAGCAAGCAAGCCAUCGAGUAUGGUACUAAAAUGGUCGGCGGCGUCUCGCCUGGGAAAGGCGGUAAAACUCAUCUCGAUCUGCCCAUUUUUAACACGGUGAAGGAAGCCCGAGAGGCGACCGGUGCCGACGCAACCGUUAUUUACGUGCCGCCACCCGGAGCCGCCGCGGCUAUUCACGAAGCGAUCGACGCCGAAGUACCUUUAAUUGUGUGCAUCACCGAAGGGAUCCCUCAGCAUGAUAUGGUGAGAGUCAAACACAAGCUGCUGAGGCAGAAUAAAUCUCGUCUGGUUGGGCCGAAUUGUCCAGGCAUCAUUGCACCUGAACAAUGCAAGAUCGGCAUUAUGCCAGGACACAUUCAUCAGAAAGGAGUUAUUGGUGUGGUGUCCAGAUCAGGCACCCUGACUUACGAGGCCGUUCACCAAACGACGCAAGUGGGCCUGGGCCAAACUCUAUGUGUAGGUAUUGGUGGAGAUCCAUUCAACGGAACAGAUUUCAUUGACUGCCUGGAAGUGUUUUUAAAAGACCCGGAAACCAAGGGCAUCAUCCUCAUCGGUGAGAUUGGGGGCGUAGCCGAGGAACAAGCCGCCGAUUACCUAAUUCAGAACAACUCGGGCCCCAAUGCCAAACCGGUGGUGUCAUUUAUUGCCGGGUUGUCGGCUCCGCCUGGACGCAGAAUGGGUCACGCCGGAGCCAUCAUAUCCGGCGGAAAGGGGGGCGCCAUGGAUAAAAUCAAGGCGUUGGAGAAAGCGGGGGCCAUAGUAACGCGAUCGCCCGCCCAGAUGGGCGUCGAGUUGCUUAAGGAGAUGCGACGCCUAAAUUUAGUCUAAGUUCGUUCACUGUCGUUAUGUAUAUUUAUUAGGAAAGAGUCGCUUAAGCGUAAAACUAUAUCGCGGGUUUAACAUUGUUGUUGCCUAUGUAUGUGGAGAGAAAUAAAAAUUCGAUUUGUUUUAUUAAAUGGGAUGAAUGCGUUUAUGUUAUGCAGUAGGCAGUGACGUCAUUCACCGCGGAUACGUUUACUGUGCGAACUGCCGAAAGACUGUGCCUAACUAACCAAACCGUUGGUCGUCGAAAUUCAGGUUAUGUCCCGAUAAAUAGCAAAUGUAUUUAAAUGGUAAUUUAAUGUGAGAUUAUUUUCUAUGUU
Cylas formicarius (sweet potato weevil) is the source of this 1310-nucleotide messenger RNA. RefSeq names its product succinate--CoA ligase [ADP/GDP-forming] subunit alpha, mitochondrial (gene Scsalpha1). NCBI's taxonomy places the organism in Eukaryota, Metazoa, Arthropoda, Insecta, Coleoptera, Brentidae. The coding region runs from base 1 to 996 and encodes 331 amino acids. Gene Ontology annotation, molecular function: succinate-CoA ligase (GDP-forming) activity; succinate-CoA ligase (ADP-forming) activity. Gene Ontology annotation, cellular component: mitochondrion; succinate-CoA ligase complex (ADP-forming). The record is from RefSeq and is a predicted model, not a curated record. The transcript is spliced from 2 exons. Gene Ontology annotation, biological process: tricarboxylic acid cycle.